Messenger RNA from Pygoscelis adeliae (Adelie penguin), 8253 nucleotides. It is a transcript of the gene TASOR2, whose product is annotated as family with sequence similarity 208, member B. The transcript is spliced from 24 exons. Lineage: Eukaryota; Metazoa; Chordata; Aves; Sphenisciformes; Spheniscidae. The record is from RefSeq and is a predicted model, not a curated record. Gene Ontology annotation, biological process: negative regulation of gene expression, epigenetic. Gene Ontology annotation, cellular component: nucleoplasm. The coding region runs from base 480 to 8027 and encodes 2515 amino acids.
AUCAGGAGUCGGAAGAGUCAAGUUCCCUUUUGCAGACAGCAGUUUCGGUGCUGCAGAGCGCCUACUUGGACUCUACAUCUCAGGACGGUUUUCAGUACAGCCAAGCAAUUCUGGUGGAAAAUGAUGUUUUUCUAAGUGAGCUCAAAGCUUUUGCCCAAGCAAAGGAAGCCGCCGGGUACAGCCAGGAGGAGCUGGAGGAGACCUUUGCAUUUCUCCUGUUUGAUAAUGAAGAAGAGGCAAAAGAGGUGUGUCAGACAGGCCUCCGUGUAAACAGCAGUUCUAUUUCCACGCUUGGUGACCCAGCAAAAGGGGUUUAUAUUUCCAAGUAUGCAGACUGUCUUCAUCCGAGACCCUGGUAUCACGGAAAAUCGGGCUAUAUUGUCAUUUGUAAGCUAAUUAAGGGGAAGGUCAAGGUGGUAUCUGAGAAUUACACAACCAGCUAUACCUGCCCAUCUCCCGGCUAUGACUGCCACGUCGCCAUGAGCAGAAAUAACGUACCAUCAAAGACCAGCGACUGCCAGGCCUUCGAGCAGAGCCAGUAUUACGUGUAUGAAGUGUCCGACGGCAGCACUGCAGAGCGCCCCAGGCAGAUCUGCCCAUACAUAGUCAUCGCCUGCCAGUACAGGGAGCCGAAGGAAAUGCCCGUCUUAGCUAUAGAGAGCCUACCUGAGCUUAACCACAAAGCAUUGUACUGUCCAUGGAGGGGACGGCUCUCCAUCCGGGGCCAGCUCUUGUGCAACAUCGCCCUGAGGACCCCAUACAGCUCCACGAUUCCAGCCCAGCUGCCUCCCAACCUGGACAUUAACCAUGUCAUGGGUUUGUCCGACUUGAAGAAAAAGCUACCAGAAGCUGCAUUUGGGAAAAGAAAUUACAUUGAGAAUGAAGUCUGCUUUCAGGGUGUUUACUUCAGUCUGUAUGAAGUAGAAAUAUCAAAUAAGGAUCAAUAUAAAAUGGAUCAGUUAGUAGAAAAUCUAAAGGAAAAGGACUUGGCAAUCAUCAAAUAUUUACAAGAUCAAGGAGUCCUUAUCCUCCUCACGUCCUCUGCCUUGGCACGAGAUGAUGGGUUUGACCCUAAGGAGCCCGUCAGCCUCCUGGCCCUGUUUCUGUUCACCUCGUCCCGGUCGGUGUGCCUGAGAGCAGUUGAAAAGCACGAUCCAAAAGAUGAAAGGGAAGAUAGUGCCAAUAGUGACAUCUCAUUAAAAAUAGCCUCAGUUUUGCCUGGACUUCGCUAUGCUUUACAGAAAGUCACCAGUUCUUCCUGGGGGGACACAGUCAGCACCAACAUACGUAUCAAACAGCACUUCCAGGAAUACGCAAAGCUUGAUCAAAAUCCACAGCCCGCCUCUGGCCAAACCAGCAAAGUUCCCCUUUCUUCUUUCCUCUCACCAACUGAGGAUGAAUGUACUAAUCCCUUCAAAAAACGCUCAGAGCAGUCCUUCUCCCAGCUGCAGCAUUAUCUCUCUGAUCCUAGAAGCUAUACUCUGGAAAUGUCGGCUGCCUUAGGAUGUUUGACUGGUGCUGUUCAGUCCCUUUGCUGCGAUUCAGAGGCUGAUUGUAAAGUGGACUUCUCUUCAGCUGUGCCACCAGACCCUAUUCCUCCCAAAACAGCAGUGGAAAUAAAAGUCAAAAGUGAAAACCCAAAGCCCACAGUUGAGCUGGACCAGAGUGGUGAAGGGCCCGCAAAAGACGUCAACUCGGCCAGCAGGCUAUGGCUGCAGCAGAGCAGGAGGAGAUCCAGCCGAGCCGUUGUGACCAGCACCAGGAAGAAAUGGUCACCCCUCAAGAUGCAAAUGCAUCCUAUGGGGGACAGCGGCAGGAACAGGAAAGCAACCAAGAAGAAAAUCAGCAUCGCUUUCUCUUUUCCUAAAAAGCCAGGGCUCAUGGCCAAUUCCAACGAGCCCAUGGUUAAAUUAGCCAAUUUGCAGUUUCCGCACAGAAGGAAAAGAGGUGCGGAGGUCCUGUCUGCAGAAUUUGUGCACAAAAUACAGUCUGAACCUGUCCAGAAGGAAACCUCAGCUCCCGACGAUCCUGGCUUGGAAACAAAGAGACCAAAGACGCUGAAGAACCCAGACAUGGAAAAGGUUCCUGUUGCUGAGACCGUCACGAAGCCAGUGAAAAGUAAGAUGCUAAAAAGUGCGGCUAACAACCCAUCAAAACCUCAAGCCAAAAAGCAAGUAGAAAGCGAGUGGAAGGAGCCAUUCUCUGUCCUCCCGAGUGAAGUUUCUUCCCAAUGCCACGGAGCAGAUAGCCAAACGAGUGAGACUUACCCAGGCGGGGUCGCUGAUCUCGGUUUUGAUCUGAAGGGGAACGACUACGAGUCCCACGCCUUGAACUUGCUGGCUGAUCUGGCUCUGGGUUCUUGUAUUCCUUCAUUUAUCCCCAGGGACAGCGGGAUGAUCGCUGUGUCCUGCAGCCCCUCCAGCGACUCUGCAAAGGAGCAGCAGAGUCAUCGCAAGCACAAAUCCUUGCGUGUUGCUUCCGACCAUGAAUACCACAGGGUAGAUAAGCUUGCAAAGGGAGCCACCUCUCCGGAGAAAAGCCCUGGGAUUUUCAGCAAGAAGAACGGUGCAAGCCCCAGUCCUGCAAAACCUCCUGUGUUGCCUCCAAGAGAGACUCAAAAAGCUGCCGAGGUGAACAAGCACUCCUUCAUCUCUGCCGAGCACUCAUACGCCUCGCAGAUGCCUGAGCACUCAAAGAAACACAUGUAUCCCAGAGGUGCCCCCUACCCCGGACCAGCACCCUCCAGAAACGGGACCAGGAACGCCCGAGCAGGACCCCUGGUUGGGAAAGUCCUGCCUUUCCGCCACCAGCAGAACAGCACCCACCACCAGCGGCCCUUCAACGCUGUGACGAUGAGGCGCAGGAGCAGCCUGCUCUCCCCCAGGCUGAAGGAGGACUUCGCCAAGUCUCACACAGUGAACAUCUGCAGUGAGUCCGUGAAGGUGACGUGCCAUUGGGAGGCAGAGUAUCUCUUCAAUUUGGACAGCAGGUACACCAACGAUGCCCUGGAGAAAACAGUCAUCCGCGCCCUGCACGGGCCCUGGGACCCUGAUCUGCCCGAUGACGUGGAAGAGAUGAAGCUGAUACUUCAUAUGUGGGUGGCUCUCUUCUACAGCAAACCCAGCAAACUCCUGAGCAGCACGAGGAAGGUGGUGGAGCACAGCAACCCCGAGAAGUACGUCUCGAUAAAUAGCACUGGGGACUUUCUUGAGCUGAGUGAUGAUGGUGAGGAUUGUUUCGGGUUGGAGACGUGCCCUGCAGACUCUCGGUCAGACCCUGACCAGACUCCCAGCAGCUCUCUGGAUCGAAGCACGCAUUGCCAGGGACCUUUCCACCCAGAGGAGAGCCCUGCAGACUCUCAGACUGAUGCUGAUGGGGCUCCUGGUGUUGUCGAUAGUACGGUAUCGUCUUCUUCAGGGGAGCUGCCCUGUGGGGAGGAGGAGCCUUCCUCCACAAGCUGUCCCGAGAGCCUUUUGCCCGCUGAACAUGCUGAUGAGAGCCUGGCUGUGAAAGAAAGGCAGCCGGCAGUCAUUCCUGAGGAGCGCGUGCAUGACAUCUCAACCAUUGCUGCGGAGGAACCACCCAAGGAGGGUCUGCCGGAUGCUACGAUCGCCCCCAGCCCUUCUGAUGAGCUUGGCGAUGCCGGCAAGCCGCCACCUGCGCUGGGAAGGGAAAACCCAUGCAACGAAGCCCUGAAUCCCAGUACAGCUCCCUGGAGUGAUGCACCGAGUGCGCUGUAUGGACCUGGAGAGCAGCAGGAGAGCUCGUGCGCAGCAGGGUCAGGGGGUGGCCCCGGCCCUUCCGAGGACAGGGAGAACAUGGGAGAUGCUGGGCACUGUAUGGAGGUUGAGGACGGCAGCUGGGCCACCAGCGACGGACCGCAACAUGCCUGUGAUUUGAUGCCCUUAGAAACGCAUCCCAAAAGUGCAAAGCCCGAUGGAGCCAGUGGGGAAGGGAGGGAAUCACGAGACCCCUUUGGACAUCCAGAGAAAGAGGAGGAGGAGGUGGAGGAGGGAAAAAAAGAGAAGGAGGACUCUGAAUAUGAAAGCACAGUCCUGGGGCCUGUUGAUUUAGCAUUUUCUGAAAGCAGUGAUGCCGACAUGGAGCAUGAAUGCAGUGAGCAGAAGCCAGUGAAUUCAGUAUGUCCAAUUCCUGGAGAGGGCCCUGUGCCCAGCCCUGCUGCCUUAGCAUCCCCCUGCCCAGGGAGAUCGACGCCAGUGCUGUCAGAUGGGACUGGGACUGAGACUGGCCCUCAAGGGCUGCCUGGUGAGAUGGCACCAAGCCUGGACACGCUGCAAGAGCCCUGGGAGGCUCUGGCCACCCCAGAUGCAGAGACAAACAGUGUUAGUUUGGCACACGCAGCCAGUCCAGCCGAUGUGGGGUUGCCCCAUGACAGCGGGUUGAUGCUGCCGUUACCAUCUGAUCCAAGCCUUGUCUGUGGGGCACAGCCAGACAGCAUUACAGGCAACGUGGGACCUGCCGGAGAGAUGCUCGGGGACAGCUUGGAGCAGAAAGACAAGGAGCAUGCGCCCUCUGCAGAAAUGUGGGUGCCUGCUGGGAGCAAAGCUGCCGGCACAGCUGGCCUCGAGUCAUUGUGUGGCCAGGGACUGUCUCUAACCUUGUCCCCUGACUCCAGUUCUGUCUGCCUCACGUCUCUUGAUGAAGCAACAGACCUGGGGGCUGCUCAGGAGGACCAGGAGGCCAUGGCAAGCGUCCAGUCUCCAUCGCAGAGUGGCCUGGGAGGGAGCAGCUGCCUUUCCCAAAGGCGCGGAGGUGACGUUUAUGCUGACCUCACUUUGCUGAGCACUGGUGAAUCAAACCAAGAAGAGAACAAGUUUGUGGUGGAAGAGCAGCAUGGCAGCCCUUCUGCCAACCAGACAGAUGUGCUGGAUGAGCCCUCGGGAGCAGGUGAAGGCCAGGGCUUCGCCUUCAACUGUACAGCCUUAGCAGGUGACUCUGAAGCUGGGGAGAGCGGUGAUGUGUGCCUCGGUGCAGAGAAGUCCCCCAGGAGCGAUGAAAUGAACACAGGGGUGGUGACUAACCCACCGCAGGAGCCAGAGACCUCUCUUCGUGACCUGCUGGAAUCAGAGCCCUCCUCCUCGGUGAAAGAGGGGAUGUCUGCCAUGAAGGAGCACCCCAGGUGGCAGCAGAGCUCCCCAGACAGCCUGUCCCCACCUGGCCGUGCAGGCUCAGCUCCUGCUUCUCCCCGCCAGCAGGACCCUCUCCCCCAUGGCGGAGACGCAGACCUCCACCACCAUUUUGCAGAGCAAAGCGAGCGGCGGCCAGUCCUCUGCCAACGUGGGAAGUCCUGUGAGCAAGUAGGUGCUGCAGAGGUGAGCGUGGCUGCCGAGAGCCUGGACGGCUCCUUAAAGCUCAGAUGUGCAGAAGACAUGAAAAAAGACACGGGUCCGUGCGAUGCAGAGCUGGAGGAGAGCUCCCCCGCGGAUACGCUUGUGCCAGGUGACCUGGGAUCGAUGCCGCCUUCUCCUCCGCAUGGUCACAAGGCAGGUCUGCACAGCGCUGAGCCUGACUCAGUCCUCAGUGUGCACCCCAAGACGCUCUCUCCUGGCACGAGUCUGGCUCCAGACGGUGCCCCGUGGUCCUGCUGCGUGGGCACCUGCCACAAGUGCCCCAGCCCUGGGGGCCAAGCAGUGGAUGCGGUAGGGAGCCAUGAGAAGGAACCCAUCCUGCCUGAGGAUUCAGAAGGAGGAAGCAGCGUCCCUCUUGCCAGUCCUGCACCUUUUUUGGGAGGGGAGGUGCUCAUGCCACUGUGCGAGCCCCAGUCUGUGUGCAAUCAGGGCAAGCACGAGCCCGAGGGAUCCGAAGCGUUUGCUGAUCUGCACUAUGCCAGCAUGGAGGUGGGAGAGGGAGAAACCCCCAGUCUCCCCUUCCCGAUGUUGCCGUUACAUGGACGCAGGGGAAUCUCUGAAGAGAGCCUGGAGCUUAGUGACACUGAGGAUAUUUUGGACGUGCUCCUGAGGGAAAAGCAGCUCCCCAGCAAAAAAGACAGAUGCAUGGGCUUGACCUUUGAAGAUCUGUUUGAGACUUUCUCCGGCAACUCAGACCAGGAGUAUUCUGGGGGGACUUCACAGUCCCUGCUUACAGCCAGGGGUUCCUACAGCAUGAGAUCCGUGGGUGCUGCAGGCACAAGGACUAACUGCGACUUCUCCUCCGUGAGCUCGGUGCACACAGAGGGGCGCAGCGAGGACUGGGGCUCACUGGGCAUGGAGGGGGGCUGCCCAUGGGCUGAGCACGGCUGGCCGAUCAGCCCAAGGGAAACCAGCAGCGGGCACGUUCCACCGUAUGUCAAUAUUAGGGACAGCCAGGGGAUCGCCAAGGACUACCGGAACUUCGUGGUCACCAAAAAGUGCCGGGAGAGGAUGGGAAAUUUGCAGCCUUCAAAGAGGCACAGCCACUGUGCGGGGCAGUCUUAUUUGUUAAGGUCACUGAUGGGCACUUGGAGGGGUUUUGAGGAAAUCACCCAGCACACUUUGGACAUGGAGUGUCUCCGUUUCCAUUAUAAGCUAAAACAAAUCCUAAGGAGUGGGAAACCACCCUUUUCUACCUCCAAAAGCAUCUUUCCAAAAGACUUUUCUCCCCAGGUGAUGUCUGAGACAUUGCUUGUGCAAGAAGCUCCAACCCAGCUCUCCCCACGGAGCAGGAGCCCUUUGCGGGUGACGAUCCUGCCCUCCAACACGUGGCCAAGCGGGCUCGGCUGGCACCGGCGAAGCAGCUGGCAUGGGGACCCGUGUAGCCCAUGGCAGGACACCCUCUGCGACGAGAGGAGCAGGGCCAGAUCCCAGAGCCAGGGCCACGCAGUUCCCUUCCACUUCAGCAAGCUCAAAUGUGAUAAUAAGCUAAAGGACUCGCGGGGGGACAUCGCUGUCAUCCUCGACGAGUACGCCGAGUUCAACAGGGUGAUGCUGAGCAGGGCUGACACGGGGAGAGAGGGCGGAGGGCCGGUCCCGGCACACGGGGAGGCCACGAGCAAGUGGACGUGUGCGCCCCUCCCUGGGAGGAUGGCCGCCUUCGAGGAAAUGAUCGCGGACCUGUGCAGCACGCUGCGUUUCCGCCUGCACAGUGUGGCCAAGGAGGCCUGCGGCCGCACCAGCAUGUUCUACCUGGUGGAGAUGGGCAAGGACCCUUUCUUUGCAAGAGUGAAGUCCUUGCUGAAGAAAAAUGGCCACGUGGAGAUCGAGCCUCUGAGCUUCUGCGAAGCAAAACACCCGGACGCUGACAGGCUGCUUGUCGUCAUCAGGAACGAGGACAUUUCCUCGCACAUCCACAAUGUCCCGUGCUUGCUGAAGCUAAAGCACUGUCCGAACGUGGUGUUUGCCGGAGUGGACAGCCCCGAAGAUAUAACAGGUCGCACGUACCAGGAGCUGUUUCAAACCGGUGGCUUCAUAGUGUCGGACAACGAGGUGUUGGAAAUGGUAACGCUGGGCCAACUGAAAGAGGUGGUGAAGGUGCUGGAGAAGCUGAACAGAAGCGGGAGGUGGAAGUGGCUCCUUCACUACAAGGAGAGCAAGAAGCUCAGAGAAGAUGUCAGGCUGGACGCCAACACCCACAAGAAGCACUUGAUCCUCCAAAUGUGCCAGGGCGCCAAUCUCGUCGAGGUGCUGCACUACCACGCCUGCGACUCCCAGUCGUCCCCCAAAUCCGAGUACGUCAAGUGCUUGUUGAACCUGCAGGUUCAGCACGUCAGCGCCAGGUUCGCUGUGUAUCUCACAGAAAAGCCCAGUGUCAGCAGGGAGGUCCUUGAAAGCAAAGGAAUCCUCGUGGCCGACGUCAACACCUUCCUUGGGACGGUGCAGGAAGCGGCUGGCCCCCUUAGAAGAAGCUACUGGUGCCGAAGCGAAGCCGCGGCACGGCUCCUCCCCAGGCCCUGCGGCACCGGUUUGGGCAUCCUGGUCCUCUGCGGGAUGGCCCCGGCGUCCCGGUGGGUCUCGGGUGCUGCCCACAGGAGCCGUGCGUGGAGAGGUGGCGGGGGAAGGUUGGCUCUAGUUCUGUAUAUAGACAUUAUUUAAAGAUGGCUAAUGCAAAUCCUCCCGAGGAUUUAUUCCCUGCCAUCGAGUUGCAUAUAGGACAGAGGCUAUUUUAACGUUACACCGUUUUAAAUUAUUGGAAUGUUUUCAAGUGAUUAGUGCAACUGACAGCGGAAGAAAUAGGAAAAUAAAAAUAAUUAAAAAACAGCUGUUUACUUGAGGGUUAGAAGCGGUACGAGUCCGCGAUAACAAAUGCGUUUUCCACGUG